Microthlaspi erraticum is the source of this 513-nucleotide messenger RNA. NCBI's taxonomy places the organism in Eukaryota, Viridiplantae, Streptophyta, Magnoliopsida, Brassicales, Brassicaceae. The record is from the annotation of a GenBank genome assembly.
AUGCAGAUCAUGGUUUGUUUGGCAUCCGUGUAUGGAGUGUGGACUAUCAGAGACAGAAAAUGGUAUUUUGAGGUUGAUAAAACGAGAGGAGGUAGAAUGUUCUACCUGCAGGAUGAUUGUAAACAUGAAGAGCUGGUUGAAAUGGUUGUGAACGACUACAUGUUGCAAGUUAAUGGCGAGCUGCUGGAGUUGUCAUAUCCAUUACCAGCUGCUAUGAUGGAGAAAUUGCCAACGGAUUCACCUCCUAUGUUUGUGGCAAAAUGUGUUGUCAAUGGAUGUGCAUGGAAGUUGAGAGCAGCUGUGAAGAAUGAACCGGAUUGCUUCUGGGUUACCAAAUUCGAUGAGGAUCAUGUUUGGCCUGAAUCUUACCUAUACAACGUCAUACCGGGCUCUCAAAUUCGCUCAAGUAUUUGUCAUGGGAACUCCAAGCCUGCUGCAAAUGCAAGCAACCAGGACAUACUCGCCCGUACUGUGUGUCCAAGCCUGCUCAGAAAUAAGGUCGGAGGUCUAUGA